CCGCCCUUGUGAGCACGGAGUUUAUCGACGGUCCCUUACAGUCUUUUCUGAUGAAAUCUCUCGUUGUUGUCGCUGCGUUUUUUCUCUGCUAGCCUUCAGUCUGGACCGACAGGAAAAGAGGAACGAGAAAACUUGCCGCUGAAAAGCACUGUCGAAAAUACCACUACUUACACAGCAUACUUCCGCAGAGUUUUUUUUUGUUUCGUACGAGACAUUUCCAUCGAAAUUAUUGUUUUUUGAAAAAGCGACUGAAUGCCGACACGCUAACUCCGUACUCAGCGCUCUUAUCGGAAGAGGAGGGGACCUUCAGCUGGCGCCUUGCUUCAAUAUCGACUUUAAACCUAAAAUAAAACACAAAAAAUGGCUUGCAUAUCGACGUUUGAUUUGGGAUGUGUGGAAUUGAUCAGCUCUAUUAUUAUCACGCCAACGUCCUCUGUUUUUUCUUCUGUUCUCAAUAAGUGUGUGAAUGUGAUGAAUCCUCAAUGUGGAGCUGCUGUGAACAGGAACAUGGCGAGUGCCGGGGACAAUAUGGGCGCCGACUGCCUUCACUGCUGGGUCGCAUGGAGAGCUAACCGGCAGCAUGGCCUUGUUUAAACACUAUGGACACUUUGGGGAUUUAAUGCUAUUACACACGGACAGUAUUCUGACACUUUAUUUGUUUCUGUUUUUCAGUAGCUAAUAUUUAGCAGCACAUGAAGUCACUUCCUAGUUAAAACGCUCCUCCAGCUGGCGCUAGUUCUGACACGUGGAUUUUUUUAUUUAAUUUAACUUCUUAACACUUUUUAGGUUAACAUAUUGAGUAUUAACUGAGGCUUGUAAAAAGGGAGGAAAAAAAACACUUGGUUACUACCUAAGAAGUUACAGGAACGUCAGUUUGUGCCCUGUGUGUGUGUGUGUGUGUGCUUUUUUUUUUUUUUUUUUUUUCCCCAGGAUCACAAUAAUCCUAUUUAGUAUUUUUUGAAUAGUUAAUAUAUAGUAAUGUAUAGAAGUAUGAGCUCUGAGGAAACCUUCUCUAAAAGGGUGUCAGGGCCUGGCACUAGCCUUGAGGUGGGGAAUGACGGCUCAGCAAGCUUCUGGAUCAGUUUGCUGUCAGCAGUGUCGAGGCCCGCAUGGUCGCUUUUUCAGAAAUAUUUGCCUGGAAGAUCGCAGACUUGGUCCAGCGAGGCAGGAAAAUCUAAGCUUGACUUUGGACAACAGCUAAUGACAGGUCUAGACGAGCUCCUGCCUUCUGAACGGAGUUCCUCUCCCCUGAGUGUGGCUUAUGUUCACUGUCAGCAUGGAAACGGCGUCUUUGUUAAUUCAGGAGAUGCAGAAAGUCUGCGCUGGUUAACAGGAGAGACUCUGAGGGAGCUGGGGAUUCAGGACACCCGGAAUACGAACUGCAACGCUCACCAAAGCGCCCCGAUGGAAUUCAGGUACCUGGCAUCGACGAGGAAGUUUCUAAGCCAAGUUCUGAACCCGAAAGAAGGAAAGCAAACGGAGGCCGUGCAGCACAAGUUGGGCAUUUGGUACCAUGGGUCAGGCGCGAGAGCCUCAAACACCUGGUGGUGGUGGCAGGGACUUUGGAGAUCUGAAGAUCCCCAAAACAGUGCGCCUGCUUUGUACCAGACUAGAACCUGUGCUGCUGCCACUGGAACAAAGUCCCUGCAUUGUGGAGAGCCCUACAGUAGUGGUCAUUGUGAGCCAGGUUGCCAGAGGUCAGCUGGUGCAGUUGAUAAGCCAGUCAAACUGGUAGGACACAGCAGUGAGGCUGAAUGGACAUGCAGCGAAUGUGCUGGACCUUCACACAUCAAAGAGUCAGCUGAUCAUACAGGCCUUCACACGGAAAGGCUGGAAUUCCUCCCGAACUCAGUGCGCCUACCAUCCGCCUGUGAUCACAGCCUUUUAGAGCAUCAAAUUGGGACUGGGGCUCCUGCUACCUGCAGCGAGGUGCCGGUUCUGACCCCAGAUCAGGACAAUGGCUACUCUAGUUUGGAGGAAGAAGGUGCCAGUGCAAGGCAACAUAAUAUGAAUGCUGUUUGUGAAUUGUCAGGCCUUGACCGUUCUGCUGCUUCCCAGGCUGGUGAUCAUGGGCACGGAGGAGAGGAGGACAAAUCUACUGGGAAUAUUCAUUGCAAGAGGUUUGAGAACAAAGCCGAGGACAAGGAGGAGGAGAAAGAGCAAAACACAGAGCCGGUGAUUGUACAUGAGGCUUUUCCAGUUCAAUCCACCCCUUACUGUCAGAAUAAGGUCAUUGCUUACAUCAUGGGCAGCCCCUGCAGCGAUGAGUCGGACAUGGAAGACAGCAGUGUUCAGGAAAGCGAUGAGGACGAUGAUGGCUUUGACAGCGACAUCUUGGAUAGCUGUUCUGACUCUUCUGAGAAUUCUGACGACAGUGAUGAUGAGGAUGAAGAGGACGAGGAGGAUUCAGAAUCGGAUGAGCUUGACUCUGAGAGUGAAAGAUUGUGGAAUUCAUUGUGCCAAACCAGGGACCCCUAUAACCUUCGCAACUUCACAGCCCCUAUCCAGACAUCCCGGAACCCUUGUGCAUCUACAUCGAGUUUGUCCCCUUUGGGAUCUCCAGUGGAAGCCGAUUCUCUCUUAUGUUCAUCCCCACUGUCCUCUCCCUCACCUCUGGGAGGAACCCAGAAAGACAUGGAGUCCAGCGAAGAGGCUUGCUCAUCAAUGGACGAAGCAGAGAGUCUGAAACUUUGGAACUCUUUCAGCUGCUCAUCAGAUCCCUACAGUCCCCUGAACUUUCAGGCUUCUGUCAGAACUCUGCAACCAGUCAGACAGCGCUGUAAGUUAGAGACACGGGUUGAGCGUGUGGUCUACAGGAAAGAGGAGGCAGAGGAGAGGAUGGAUAGCGGAUUCUCUGAGGCAGCCACUGUCCAAGGAGUUGUCAGGCUCAAAAAGGUGACUUUCACGGAGGAGGUGGAGGAGUUUUAUGCCAGCAGUGACGAGGAGCGGCGCGGCCCGUGGGAGGAAUACGCCCGUGACCGCUGUCGCUUCCAGCGUCGCGUUCAGGAGGUGGAGGAGAGCAUCAGUUACUGCCUGUCUCCCAGCUUCCGCCUUAGCAUCUUUCAAAGACUUUUUCCUAGUAGCUGAUUAGCAUUUGUUUUGUUUUGUUUGCUUCUUUUGUGGUUAUUUCGCUUGCACGAGACCGCUAUACAUAUCGGAUCUAAUUCAGGGUGAAGAGGAGGGCACGCAAAUGAAAACACAAAGCAUAAAGACUCCCGUGUUGCAGUUUCAUCAGUGUGUUUGGGUCGAACACUUUUUGAGUCAUACAAUCGAGACCCGUUGUUCUAUGGACAGAAGACCAGAGCGAAGUAAAGAAAUUAAGAAUUACUUUAUUAUUAUUAUUAUUAUUAUUAUUAUUAUUAUUAUUAUUAUUAUUAUGUCCAAAAUGGUCUUAAAUGAAAAUGUCACAGUUUUCACAAAAAAUGGUUUCAAACAUCUUUGAAAGAGUUAAUUGGCAGGUAUUGUCUAUGUCUAAAGCCACUAAUGCACUUACUGCACCUCUGAAUAGCUUCUCAAAUGUCCUGUAUUCAACCUCGUAACUACAGUAGUGCAACAGUAUUUAUAUCUUACCCUUUAUAGUGUUCGAAUUUCCUGUUGCCUUCACGUACUACCAGUUUAUUUACGCUGUGUUUAGAUGGGUGGGUUCCCCCUUAAAUGCUUUGGGCAUAACUUUUUCUUCCAAUAUCAUAUUUUCCAUUCUAAUUGUUUUAGAAACAGGAGAUUUUGAUGUAAUUAAUGAUUCAUAACUGGUGGUCAGUAUUUUGUCUGUUGUGCCACAAAUUGUCAAUUUGUAUUGUGCGUUGAUCACAUUUUCCAGUCCCCCCCAAUCGUUUUCAGCAAAAAAAAACAAAAAAAAAAAAAACACUCCACAUAUGCCAAGUCUCUAAUUUCAGGGGACGUCAAUAAUCCAGGGUCAAAUGUCCCAAUCCUUUCUAAAUGCAGCUGUAAAACCUGUUGACUAAUUAACCUUCAAGCCAAAGAUAGCACUCGAGAUCUGUACAGAUCACUCGGCAGAGGCUCCGUGCUGGAGCACAGCACAGCACGUGACUACAGCGUACCGAAGAUACACACAAACGAACACUCGUUUUUAUUUUUUUCUCAGAGUUCAGCUGAUCCGAAGGCAGUAUCUGUUCCUGCAUCUGAAGGCUGGCGGGUCUCAUGCUCAAUAGCCGCAUGGUCCCAUAUUAAGAGUCCAGUUCUAGCUUUCAUUAAUCUUUUAAACCCGCUUGGCUUUCUAGUGCUUAUGAAUCACUGUGGUUGUGUAUAGUGUCUUAAACGAGAGUUCGUGUCUCUGUAGUAUGAACUGUGGCAGCUGUGACCAAGUGGCUGGAUUUAUAUGUAUGACUUAAAAAAAUAAAAAAGGAAAGAAAUGCAGGGAGCUAAA
Molecule: messenger RNA, 4384 nt
Organism: Silurus meridionalis
Lineage: Eukaryota; Metazoa; Chordata; Actinopteri; Siluriformes; Siluridae
Gene: ppp1r15b
Exons: 2
Coding region: 979-3087 (702 amino acids)
Biological process (GO): response to endoplasmic reticulum stress
Cellular component (GO): endoplasmic reticulum; protein phosphatase type 1 complex
Molecular function (GO): protein phosphatase regulator activity
Source: RefSeq, a predicted model, not a curated record